Molecule: messenger RNA, 2037 nt
Organism: Otolemur garnettii (small-eared galago)
Lineage: Eukaryota; Metazoa; Chordata; Mammalia; Primates; Galagidae
Gene: CDR2L
Product: cerebellar degeneration related protein 2 like
Exons: 5
Coding region: 415-1812 (465 amino acids)
Source: RefSeq, a predicted model, not a curated record
AAGAUGCAGUGGCGGCUCCCGGUGUCGCCGGGUGGGCCAGGGGCAGCGCAAGCCGGAGCCGGGCAGGAGGCGCCCGCCGCGGUACCCGCGCGCUGCUAGCGCCCUAGACCUGCCUACGGGCCGAGGCCCUCCCUGCCGCCGUCCCCGACACCGUCCCCGCCCCUCCACCCUUUGUGCGGCCGCCGCUCGGCGCCCGGGUCUCCGCGGGUCCCCGGCCCGGCCAUACCUCGGGGGCGCUCCAGGCCCCGCGUGGGCGCCAGCCGGCGGCCGAUGGCGAAGGGUCGCGGCGCGAGUGGAGGCGCUGCAGCCAGAGUUCGCGACACGGGAGGCCCGGCCCGCCUCCGCCGCAUUGUCCCGGGCCCUGCGCCCCGGCCCUGAGUCUCGCCGCAGCACUCGCCCGCCGCCCGCUGGGCCAUGCGGAGAGCCGCCGGGAUGGAGGACUUCUCCGCAGAGGAAGAGGAGCCCUGGUAUGACCAGCAGGACCUGGAGCAAGACUUGCAUCUGGCUGCAGAGCUAGGGAAGACUCUGCUGGAGAGGAACAAGGAGCUGGAGGAGUCCCUGCAGCAGAUGUACUCCACCAAUGAGGAACAAGUGCAGGAGAUCGAGUACCUGACCAAGCAGCUGGAUACUUUGCGGCAUGUGAAUGAGCAGCACGCCAAAGUGUACGAGCAGUUGGACCUGACAGCCCGAGACCUGGAGCUGACCAAUCAGAGGCUGGUGCUGGAGAGUAAGGCUGCCCAGCAGAAGAUCCAUGGGCUGACAGAGACCAUUGAGCGCCUGCAGGCCCAGGUGGAGGAGCUACAGGCCCAGGUGGAGCAGCUGAGGGGCCUGGAACAGCUGCGAGUGCGCCGGGAGAAGCGGGAACGCAGGCGCACCAUCCACACCUUCCCUUGCCUCAAGGAGCUGUGCACCAGCCCCCGGUGCAAGGAUACUUUUCGCCUACACAGUUCCUCCCUGGAGCUGGGCCCGCGGCCUCUGGAGCAGGAGAACGAGCGGCUGCAAACCCUGGUGGGGGCGCUGCGCUCCCAGGUGAGCCAGGAGCGGCAGCGCAAGGAGCGCGCAGAGCGCGAAUACACCGCGGUGCUGCAGGAGUACGCGGAACUGGAGCGGCAGCUGUGCGACAUGGAGGCCUGCCGCCUGCGCGUGCAGGAGCUGGAGGCCGAGCUGCUGGAGCUGCAGCAGAUGAAGCAGGCCAAGACCUACCUGCUGGGCCGGGAGGACCAGCUGGCGGAGGCUCUUCUGGCGCCCCUCACCCAGGCCCCUGAAGCCGACGACCCCCAGCCGGGCCGCGGGGAGGACUUGGACGCCCAGGACGGUGUCCCCUCGCCGGCCGCCUCCCCGGGCCACGCGGUGCGCAAAAGCUGCAGCGAUACGGCGCUCAACGCCAUCGUGGCCAAAGACCCGGCCAGCCGGCACGCGGGCAACCUCACGCUGCACGCCAACAGCGUGCGCCGGCGCGGCAUGUCCAUCCUGCGGGAGGUGGACGAGCAGUACCACGCGCUGCUCGAGAAGUACGAGGAGCUGCUAAGCAGGUGCCGGCAGCACGGCGCGGGCGUGCGGCAUGCCGGCGUACAGACCUCCCGGCCAAUCUCCCGGGACAGCUCCUGGAGGGACCUGCGCGGGGGUGAGGAGGGCCACGGGGAGACCAAGGCCGGGGAGAAGAGCCUGAGCCAGCACGUGGAGGCUGUGGACAAGCGGCUGGAGCAGAGCCAGCCCGAGUACAAGGCGCUCUUCAAGGAGAUCUUCUCCAGGAUCCAGAAGACCAAGGCUGACAUCAAUGCCACCAAAGUCAAGACGCACAGCAGCAAGUGACCCUUUCCCUGCUACGCAGCCUCCCCCAGGCUGCAGGUCGUGGAGUCCCGCAUGCCCGCGCGUGCAGCCUCUGGUGAGUGAGAGCCCCUUAGCAGCAAUACACAGCAUCUGGCUGCCCCAGAGGUGCAUGAGGAAUGGGCCUCUCUGAUCGGGGAACACAGCAUGUUCCCUGAUGAUGUGGGAGGCAACAAACCUGUCCUGCCUCCCAGGAGACCCCAGCCACCU